Messenger RNA from Cyprinus carpio (common carp), 6061 nucleotides. RefSeq lists its product as uncharacterized. Gene Ontology annotation, cellular component: external side of plasma membrane. Lineage: Eukaryota; Metazoa; Chordata; Actinopteri; Cypriniformes; Cyprinidae. The transcript is spliced from 16 exons. Bases 1141 to 2760 code for a protein of 539 amino acids. Gene Ontology annotation, biological process: cellular response to lipopolysaccharide; T cell costimulation; immune response. The record is from RefSeq and is a predicted model, not a curated record.
UAACAAACUCUAACACCUUUUUAAAUUAUAAUGUUACAAGUUUUGACUCUCACGUGUUGUUUAACGCACGUAUCAUACUUAUUGGUUUGUUUGUUUGUUUGUUUGUUUUAGAUAACCAGUAACCUAGUUUUCUUUUCUAACUGGUAACAAUCUCUUACACCUUUUUAAAUUGUUGCAACAACUCUUAAAUACAUAUCUUGACCCCUUUUUUAUUCUUUUCCAGAGACAAAAAAAAAAAAAGAUCAUUACAUUGUUUCUAUUUUGUCUAUGUUUUAACCUUUUUCUUGAAAUGCAGUGUGUAUGUAAAAAAAAACUUAAUAAAAACUUCCUUAUACCAUUUAAUAAUCAUACCAACGUUUUAACAUUUUAAAGUUUAAAUCAUAUAGUUUAUGAACAGUUUUCAACCCCGGGCAGGAAGGGGGACUGUACAGGGAGGGGUCGGGCGGGUUCAAACAGGUGUACAAAACAGAUGGCUUUUAUGACCCUCAUCAAUCAAACUUUUUGACCAUAAGCCACCCUAUAUUCUCUCUAGCAUCCCAGAUGUAUAUGACUUACUUUCUUCAGAUGAACAACCACAAAGAUUAUUAUAAAGAGAAUCCAUCUCUGAGUCCAUAUAAUGCAAGUGGAUAGUCAUCCAAUAUUCUUCAAAAACCCACAAAGCAGUCACAACCAUAAUCCAUACAACCCCAGUGGAUAAAUCAAUGUCUUCUGAAGUGAAACGAUCUAGAAAAAUACUAAUAUUUAUAACUACAAACCAUCGGCUUUGGCCAGCUGUCAAACAUGGCUUCAUGAGUUUAUGCUGGAUGUAAACGAAGAGCACCAGAAGUUAUUAGAAAUGGCUACCACUGAUACCUGACAAUGAAAAUGUGAAACAUUCAUAUUCUAGGUAAUCCAUCUCAUCCUUGCAGGGGAUUUCCUGGAGUGGCUAAGACAAAACAGAGAUUAAAAAGCAUUCUAACUGUGUAAGGUCAAUAAAUGCAUCCUCGGUCAAAGGACAUGUUGCACAACUACACUCGAAUAAAAUGAAAGUAGAAAGAACUUGCAUUCACACCCAACUGUUCUUUGUAUAAUGUACUCAGUUUAUACUAGAGCUGUUUAUUUUCAUCUAUUAAAUUCAGAAAUGUUCAUAGCUCUGUAGAUAUGUGCACCUGGAACGUGAGCAUGUUCCGAGUCUUGAUAUCUGCAGCAGCUCUUCUUACAUCUGAAGGGCUCUUGGUUCAAGGACCUGCUCAGCCUCUGGUGGCACAGCUGGGGGGUUCCAUCAUACUGCCCUGCUCUGUGGAAACCCCGUUACCUGUGGAGGAGCUGGAGGUCGAAUGGAAAAGAACAGACGAAGAGGCAUUAGUGCACUUGUUUCAGGAUGGACCGGACAGACCUGAGGCUCAGUAUCAGUCUUACAAGGACAGAGCACAUUUUUUUUCUGAGCAGAUCUUUAAAGGAAACUUCUCAAUCCUGUUGGAAAAUAUAACAGUUGCAGACACUGGUCUUUACAGAUGUGUAGUUUACUCAUACCAGGAUGUUGGAGAGAUCUCGGUUACAAUUCAACAUGUGGAGCGUGUAGUUGUGACAGGAAAAGAUCAAAUUAUACUUGCACGUGUUGGUGAGGAUGUUGUUCUAAACUGCAUGGUGGACUCACAUAUCCCUCCUCAACGCUUUGACGAGGUCUCAUGGAAGAAGGUAGACAAAAGUCCAGACAUCAUCCCUGUGUUGCUUUUCCAAAAUGGGACGAUAUUUUCAGGAUCGUCUCACAAGCGUUACAUAGACAGAGCAGAGUUCUUCAGAGAAGAAAUUCCCAAAGGCAACUUCUCAAUAAGACUAAAAAAUGUCCAGACUGCCGACAAGGGAGAAUACAUGUGUGAAGUCCACACAGAGAAAUCAGUGAACUCUGCAACUGUAGAAAUUCAGCGGUUGGGGAUGUCUGCUCUGCACAUCAUCAUACUGAUGCUUUGCUUUACUUCCCUCUUGUUGACUUUUUUAUUAAGUAUUCCAGUCACAAUCUAUAUAAACAGAAAAGAUACUGGCACAAAACCCAUGUACAUAAAUUAUUUGCAGGUAGUCUGUCCCAACAUCUGUUUGUCUAUAGCAUUUGUUCUGUGGGGUGUAAUUGAAGGGUCUGUUGUUGAGGUAACAAUGUGUGCAACAAUUAAUCUGUCGAGGAUCAUUUUAUUAUUUCUUAUGGCCCCAUAUUUUAACUGGAACACAACAGUUUCUGUUGAUCUUCCGGUUUCCUUUCAUAGAAUAAUUGAAUACAUGGGCAUUCCCAUUGCAUAUCUUCUGAUUUCCACAGCGUUUUGCUCAGCUGUUCUUCAUGAUCUCUGGAAUGCAUCUAAGUGGUCUGAAGUUGUUCUUGUCAGUGCUGUGAUUAUUCUUCUGUCAUCCACACCAGUUUUUCUUCGAGCUUUAAGUGAAGUUUGCUUCACACAUUUUUUUGAGAUACAUUUUUCCCUUGGCUUUGUAACAAAGUAUAUAGGACACAUUCUCAUGCAGACAAGCAACUUUUUUGAAAUGCGCCUCCUCUUCUUUAGAUCAUCAAGUGUUAAUGAAUCAAUGAUUAUAAUGGCGUAUGCCAUUGGGGGAAUAUCUGCUGUCGUAUCAUUCAUAGUUCUUCCAAUUCCAGCAGUUCGACAUUACUUUUGUUUAAAACUUCCCAAACAUCAGCUUCAUACACUUAUAUGGAGAUGCUGUAAGUACACUAGCAAAUACCAUUUUAUUGUGCUAUACUGUACGUCACACAUUGGAAUGUUUGGUUACGACCUCUAGGAGUUGAUCAUAACAGAAAGGUGAGGAGUGAAAGUGGGAGAAUUAGAAUCAUAACCAGAGAUGAACCAGAAAAUCUGAGCAUAUCACACCAAGUCCUCAGCUCCUUACACUGGCUUUCAGCUAUAUUUAGGAUGGAUUUUAAAGUACUUUUACUCGUUUAGAAAUCACUCAAUGGCCUAGGACCUAAAUACAUUGCAGAUAUGCUCACUGAAUAUAAAAAUAACAGACCAUUCAGAUCAUUAGGACCGAGUCACUUAGAAAUACCAAGGGUUCACACAAAACAAGGGGAAUCCACUUUGAGCUAUUAAGCCACAAACAGUUGGAAUCAGCUUCCAGAAUUGAUCAAGAGCCGUAUGUAUAAAGGUGCUCAGAGUGAAAUUUUAGUCUUAAGUGUGUUUAAAAUUGACGUAAUUUUACCCUUAUUCCUAGACUUAAGAAUAAGAGUGAUUCAUAAAGGUUCCUAAGUGUUUCCUAAAAUUUUCUAAAAGUUCCUAAAUUAUUCAAGAGAGCUGGAGAGGCCUCCUAACCUAGUUAGAAGUACCAAGAUGGCAGCAAAGAGGAGACAAACACUUUCCAACAAAGAUAUGACAUAUAGAAUAGAAAACGUAGCAUCAGUAAUAAUUUGUGGUGAUUUUGCACAAUGCAAAGCAUUUAUAUAUAAAACAUUUAAAUACAAAAUAUUUUAAAGUCUUAAAUAAUUGUAUUGUAGUUACAUUAAAUGAUUGGUGUUGUGCUGCUGUGAUGUAACAGAGCAGGCUCACUAUUGGCUGAUUCAGAGGUCGAGGUUGGCCAUUUUGUGUUGACAUCAUUGUAGUCCUUAGUUCACAACACUUAAGAAUCAGACUUUACUGAAAGUUGCUUUUAGCUUCUUUAUAAAAGUCUUCAACUCUUAAAAUAAUUUUUUGACACUUAAAUCUAAGCUUAAUACUAUAAUCUGGGCCUGUAUGUAUAAAACUUCUUAAUUAAGAGCAUUUCUGAGAAGUUUUAUACAUAUGGGCCCAGAUUGCUAACUCAUUAGCCACAUUUAAAUCUAGACUCAAAACUCAUCUGUUUAGCUGUGAAUUUACUGAAUGAGCACUGUGCUAUGUCCAAACUGAUUGCACUGUAUUUUAUGUAUAAUCAUAAAAAUUAUACAAAAAAAAUUGUUCAAAAAAAGGGAUUUUCUACAAACAAAAAUGAAUGAAGUGGACAAGUGGUCAAAAAUUGUGUCUGACCAUUACUAUUAUGUCUGAAAUGUGCUUUAUAAAUAAACUUUCCCUACUUUCCCUGUGAUAAAAAAAAAGAUGAAAACAAAAUACAAUCAAAACUACUUUAACUCCUUAAGUAUAAACAAAGUGAAAAGAUGUACAAAAAACAAAGUGGCGUCUACUUCCCUCUAAAGUAAGUUAUAUUAAAAAGGUAUGUACAAUAUAUUGUAAUGGCUUGUAACAGACAAGUUAGAAUCAGAGUCAAACAGGCAAAGGUCAGGUAAACGGAGAACAGCAAAUCAGAAAUACCAAGACACAGAUACAGUCAGACUCUACACUCUAAACACAAUAAUUCACCAGUUUCUAUGAUACGAAACUCUACAAGAAACGAAUGAAUUGACAAAUACAUUAACACAAAGAUAAUGAGUUAACAAACAAAUACAAAUUGACAAGAAAAAUGAAUUUGGCAAAUGGUACAAAGAUGGCCACUGUUGAGAGUUUGGGGCAUUCCAAAGAAUAUUUGUAGUUGAACAUAUGAAAUGAACUUGUAACAGUUUAUUUGUCAUCUUCCCUGUAGGCAAUGAGGGAACUUUGUUAUUAAAUCAGAAAGAAGACCAGGACAAAAGGAGAAUUACAAUAAUACAACAAUACUCCCAAAAUUUUUUUUAAGGAAGUUGAUUGGGAGACAUUAAAGCUUUUCACAGUGUGUUUACGGAGCACAAUUUUACUGCGUUCUUCUUUGUUUCACUCUAUUUGUGUUAAACAGUUUAAACAUCUUAUUUUUAUGAAAACAUUUUGGCUUUAACAUUUUGGAUUUCUCUGUCUUUUCCCCAGAUUUAGUUUGGGCAAACAUUAUGCUUGUUACACUCAUCGGGCACAGUGCAUUUAUUUAUUUACCUUAACAAGAUUCUGGAGUAUACUAAUGAGCGUUUUGGAUGGAUUUUCGUCACAAUUCUUCUCCAUGUCUUGACUGCAACUGUUUCUGAGCGAUUUUCCAGAACACUUCCUGACGCUGUGUACAAUACUUUGUUCAUGUUUGGGGUAGCAGGUCUGCCAGUGAUCAACUCUGUUUCUCUUGCAACAGAAUUAAUACUGCAAACAAGGGGGAGAGAACAGUGGAUGACCUGCGUGUAUUAGUGCUGCCGUUUGAAAGCAUUAUGGCUGGUGUGUGGCUGAUUUUACAGAUCUGUGAAUACUGGGUAACGAAAUGGAGAGAUGUAGGGAAGGAGCUGUAUGCGCUAAGGGACUUUGUGGCACAGUUCAUAUCACAGCAAGGAGAUAUUGAUGAAUCAGAUAAUUUGUCAGAGAUUUGUCUUUCUGAGAUCCAAAGAUGUCAGCCAGAGGCAGCGCCAUUCCUGGAAGAGAGAGAACUUAGGAGGUUUAAAAUGUCAUAAACAACUUACCAUAUAUGACGAGCUAAUGUUACCUUACCUAUGCCAACUUUAAUUGAUUUCAAUUGAACAUUCAAUAAUUAUUGUACAAUUAAAUGUAAUUUAUUGUACAGUAAAAUUUUAAAUGUACUAAUGAAUUUAAAUAUAAAAUUGUAUAUAGUAAAAAAAAAAAAAACUGCUUAUAUUGUUAAUUUUUCUGUUCCCACUCUCAAUAAACAAUACUAUAAACAACAACUUGAUUGAUAUUGUUUGUAAUAAUAACCUGACUGUAUGGUUCUCUUUAAAAUAUGUCUCACAUGUAGAUUCACAUAGCCAAUUCAAUAACAUUUAAAAAAAAAAAUUCUGGAAACAUGCAAAAUGUCUCUAUAUUAAAGACGUAUCAGUCUGCCCUACCUCCUGAUAUGCUACUCCAGCUAAAAAAGAAACACAAAACCAAUUGGCAGCAUCAUGACACUGCUAAGCUGUUGAUUGGCUGAGGAUCUGUGUGUGUGUGGAGAGAGUGUGUAUGUGUGUCCUGUAUAAAGCACACUGCUCUGCAGCAUUUCUGAACUGGUGCAGUGCCGGUUCAUCUCCACUAAUGGUGUGCAGAACAAGGGGGACUUAAAAAGAAAAACUUCUCCAACCAACAAAACAUCAACAUCAUUUGAAAACCAAACAAAAAGCAAAAAAAAAAAAAAUCCUGCAUCAUGAGCUUUGACCCUUUCAUCUCCUCCUCCCUCUCCC